Messenger RNA from Melitaea cinxia (Glanville fritillary), 1185 nucleotides. RefSeq names its product knirps-related protein-like. Gene Ontology annotation, biological process: regulation of DNA-templated transcription. The coding region runs from base 76 to 1185 and encodes 369 amino acids. The record is from RefSeq and is a predicted model, not a curated record. The transcript has 2 exons. Gene Ontology annotation, molecular function: zinc ion binding; DNA-binding transcription factor activity; sequence-specific DNA binding. Lineage: Eukaryota; Metazoa; Arthropoda; Insecta; Lepidoptera; Nymphalidae.
UAAUAAUUUUUUUAUCGUAAAUUGUGUUUCGGUAUCAAAUUACGUUUAUAAUAAUUUCAAUUAUCUUUGUUACAGAUGAAUCAAAAGUGCAAAGUGUGUGGGGAGCCAGCGGCAGGGUUCCAUUUCGGUGCUUUUACGUGCGAAGGUUGUAAGUCAUUCUUCGGACGAUCAUACAACAACUUAAACUCAAUCACCGAGUGCAAAAACAAUGGGGACUGUGUCAUCAACAAAAAGAAUAGGACUGCGUGCAAGGCCUGUCGACUGCGUAAGUGCCUUGUGGUUGGCAUGUCCAAAUCUGGCUCCAGAUACGGAAGGCGGUCAAAUUGGUUCAAAAUACACUGUCUCUUACAAGAACAGCAACAAGCUGCUCAGUCACAAUCCCCACCUAGAAUGCCACAGUCACCUCACCUCGCGCCACCAUUUCCUCCCCACCUUUUUCCUGGACUCGCAAGACCUAGGACUAAAGAAGAAAUGGCGUUAUUAGGUCUGGAUGAUUAUAAAGCCCCUUGCUCCGGAUCUCCAGAUUCACAUCGGAGUUUAUCACCUCCGAAAUUAGACGAGAACUCGCGGAUUACACAAUCUCGCCCCCUGGACAAACCAUUGAACUCACCUAGAGAUGCUUUUCUCCCUCUUCCCUUAGGAAAUAUUUCUAUGCCACACUUUCCCCAUUCGCCGUUUUUACACCCGCCACCUUUUCACCCUUUCCCAACAAAUCAUCCGUUACUGUUCUCGCCUGGUUUCCAUCCAAUUUACUCCAGGCAUAUACUAGAUCAUGCGGCGCUAAGGCAGGCAGUAGAAAACAACAAUGACGUAAGAUACGACGACAACAAUACGGAAAAUUCUAAAAGAUUACUUUUAGAUGAAAUCCUUAAACAACAACGAUCCGCUGCACCCACGCCACAGGAGGAAGUAAUAUCUGAUGCUGAAUUUGUGCCUUCACCACCAAAGGAAAGGAGAACAUCGGAAUCUCCGUUGCAAGAGAAUCCUAUGGAUUUGUCAGUUAAGUCCGAUGAUCGGUCGAGUUCGGCCCGACGGAGGUCAGACGAUAGUGAAGUGAUCGCGCCAGAAAAUGACGAUCGAGAAUCAAUCAGUGACCAAGUGUCCGCCAGUGAAGAAGAAGAAAUUGCCUAUUCCCAGCUGAAGCGGAUUAAGCACCAUCCGCUAGACCUGACUACCAAAGUCUAA